This is a messenger RNA of Schistocerca americana (American grasshopper), 639 nucleotides long. RefSeq names its product MICOS complex subunit MIC13 homolog QIL1 (gene QIL1). Gene Ontology annotation, biological process: cristae formation. The transcript is spliced from 3 exons. Lineage: Eukaryota; Metazoa; Arthropoda; Insecta; Orthoptera; Acrididae. The record is from RefSeq and is a predicted model, not a curated record. Bases 142 to 519 code for a protein of 125 amino acids. Gene Ontology annotation, cellular component: MICOS complex; mitochondrial crista junction.
AACAUAGACGUUGUCAUUUGUUACUGCAUUUUUAUCUUUGCCUAUCGGUUUGCAGAAAGUAAUAUUUUUAUUUGUUUACGCCUUAUGGCGAGGUAUAGGUGGUGAAGGAAAAUUAUUUGCGACGUUCAUUAUCACGUUACAAUGGUGUGGGGCUUAAUAAAGUUCGGCUUAAAAGCUGGUGUUGCUGGCGGUGCUGUUUAUUACACGGUAGAACAAGGCGUAUGGAAUGACAGCAACCGCACGACCGAACUUCAUCGUAGAAUACAAGAAAAUAUGAGACCAUUAAUACAACAGAUUCCAAUAGAUAUGAAGAUCCCAGAAUUGCCUAAAAGUGGAGAGCUGUCUCAUGAUGCGCAAUAUCUGUGGAAUUCCGGAGUGAAGGCAACAUUUAGUUUCCUGAGUGAGCUGCCCUCACUGUUGACAGGCUGGAGCAUACAAGGAUACCAUGUGCUCAGAGAACAGUUGUCCAGCAGCCAGCAGACCAAUCAGCAGGCACAUAGCACUGACAAGAAAGAGUGAUAUUUCUAAUUUUCGUCUUGUAAAUAGUCAAAGUGUAAAAUAAACUGUUGUCACAUUCAGAUGGAAGCCUCCUAAAUUAAAAAAUCCUUUAUUACAAAAUAAAUAGAAAGUUUAUGGAAA